ACGAUGUUUUUCGUCACUUUUCAUUUAUGAUAAUCAUUGCAAAGUAAACUAUCGCUUACAUUACAAUUUCGCAAAAAUUCCAUCAUUUCGUGGAAUUUUAUAUAUUAGAAAUUAUAAACAUCUUAAUUUAUGAAACUAUUAUCUUACUCAUCUCCUUUUAUUUACAAACUUUGAUUAUUAAUUAACCGCCGUUUUAAAUGUUGAGUAACGGUCUUAAGUUGCAUGUGAAUCAUCACUGUGGGACUAUUUGUUUUGGAAAUUUAUCAGGGAACAAACACAUCAAUGAUAAGGUCAGAAAGUCUUUGCACGUUUUGCAGCCAACAGCCACUAACAAAGAAAAUCUAGUUGGUGGUAGGAGGAUGCUGAGAUCUGCCCUAACAGGAAAAGAAACACAUAAAGGCGAAGUAACUGAAAAAUCUAAAAAUGAUGAGAAACCAAAACGUAAGAAAAUAACUUUAAAAGAUAAAGCAGUUCAAACUGCAAGAGGAGGAAAAAUAAAAAUUGAAGUUGAAGACUUAACAUCUGAAGCUGGACCUAGUGAAAACUACUGGGAAGUCUUGGCUGAAAGGCGGCGGAUAGCGCUUGAGGAUGCAUUAGAAGAUAACAGAGAAUUGAUUGGGCGUGUUGAGAAAUUAGAAGAAGAAAAUCGUAUAUAUAAAGAAAUGUUAGAAGAAUCAAGAUCAUUAGUGGAAGUUUUACAGGAAAUGCUUGGAGAAGAUAGGAAUGAUAUAAAUAAUUCUUUAGAAGAUACCAUUUAAUUUAACGUUUUGCAUUCAUGUACUAAUUGGUGCCUUAUGAUUAAAAUACAGUGCUUUAAAUUAGGCACAAUGUGUAAUCUACUCGUCAAUAAUAAAUAUUGACGGGUUGUGUGAGUAACAAGAAAGUCUGACUGAGUAAAGAUCCGAUAAACUAUAAAUGGAAACAUUUCUUGGUGUUUCUAAAUUCAUUUUAAUUGGCUUUAGUUACUCGUAUUUAUAUUAAUUUGUCAUUUAAUGAAUCAACUAAGACUAUAACUGCAACUACAGAUGUAUUUAUCUCAUAGACUAUCACUUAAUAUAGUAUAAAUAUUAGAUAUUUUUGAUUAUAACGAAUAAAUUGAUUUUCUAAUA
Molecule: messenger RNA, 1109 nt
Organism: Bombus terrestris (buff-tailed bumblebee)
Lineage: Eukaryota; Metazoa; Arthropoda; Insecta; Hymenoptera; Apidae
Gene: geminin
Product: geminin
Exons: 5
Coding region: 198-758 (186 amino acids)
Biological process (GO): negative regulation of cell cycle; negative regulation of DNA replication
Cellular component (GO): nucleus
Source: RefSeq, a predicted model, not a curated record